This is a messenger RNA of Propithecus coquereli (Coquerel's sifaka), 737 nucleotides long. It is a transcript of the gene SMIM10, whose product is annotated as small integral membrane protein 10. The record is from RefSeq and is a predicted model, not a curated record. NCBI's taxonomy places the organism in Eukaryota, Metazoa, Chordata, Mammalia, Primates, Indriidae.
AUGUUGCGGCCAAUUUGGCAUGAGGAGGCUGCAGUGGCCAAGCCUGUUGGGAACUGUGGGGUGUGGCUGGGAGAGAAAGGACACACUCCAAGUGUUCUCACUGCCUGUGAUGCUGUGGCUACAGCAAUGUGCUGGCUGCACAUGAACAAGCUCCUUCUUCCAUUGCAGGGCACAGAAGAUUUUGUCCUCGUCACUGAGGGUGGUGGGGGGCGUGGCGGGGCCGGGCAGAGCGCCAGCGACCGCCGGGGCCAGAGCCCUUCCUAGGAAGGAGGGCGUCCGCCUUGCAGCCCAGCUCGUAUGCGGUCCCCAGGCGGCCUCCCGCCCCUAUUCCCCGGCGUCCGUCCCUCUGUCCCACAGUCGCUGGGUUCGCGGAGCCUGCUGGAGGCUUUGGGCUCUGGGCACUAUAUGGGAGGCGACAUCAGGCCCAUGACGGCGGUGGCCUUGUCUGGCCUGGCGGUGCGGCUGUCGCGCUCGGCCGCGACCGGCGGCUCGUACCGCGCCUUCUGCAAGGGGCUCACGCGCACGCUGCUCACCUUCUUCGACCUGGCCUGGCGGCUGCGCAUGAACUUCCCCUACUUCUACAUCGUGGCCUCGGUGAUACUCAACGUCCGCCUGCAGGUACAUAUUUAGAGCCACUCACUUUGUGGUAUCUGGGGAACCCUGUGAAAGGAUGGCUGACUUCUAUCCAGCAGCUCGCCCACCCUAGAGCAAAGCGAUCACCUCUGAUGGCACUUGCA